Ylistrum balloti is the source of this 1137-nucleotide messenger RNA. RefSeq lists its product as uncharacterized. The transcript has 2 exons. NCBI's taxonomy places the organism in Eukaryota, Metazoa, Mollusca, Bivalvia, Pectinida, Pectinidae. The coding region runs from base 1 to 1137 and encodes 378 amino acids. The record is from RefSeq and is a predicted model, not a curated record.
AUGACUUCAAUGGGCGAAGAGUUGAAUGCUGUAGUACUGGACAAUGGGUCAGGAAUGUGUAAGGCUGGGUUUGCUGGGGACGACGCCCCUCGAAGCGUGUUUCCAUCCAUGGUCGGCAGACCUAGGCACCAGGGUGUCAUGAUUGGGAUGGGACAGAAGGAUUCGUACGUCGGCGACGAAGCACAGAGUAAAAGAGGUGUGCUUACUCUUAAGUACCCAAUUGAGCACGGUAUCGUCACAAAUUGGGACGAUAUGGAAAAGGUAUGGCACCAUACGUUCUACAACGAACUCCGUGUGGCACCUGAUGAACAUCCUGUACUGAUGACAGAGGCGCCGUUGAAUCCAAAGGGCAAUCGCGAAAAGAUGACACAGAUUAUGUUCGAGACAUUUAACACACCGGCGUUUUACGUAGCCAUCCAGGCCGUGCUGUCUCUGUACGCCUCGGGCCGAACCACAGGAAUAGUGCUAGAUUCUGGGGAUGGUGUCACACAUACCGUGCCAAUCUAUGAAGGAUACGCUCUGCCUCACGCCAUCCUGAGGAUCGACCUCGCCGGAAGGGAUCUCACCGACUAUUUGAUGAAAAUCAUGACGGAGCGAGGCUAUUCCUUCACAACCACCGCCGAAAGAGAAAUCGUCAGGGACAUCAAGGAGAAAUUAUGCUACAUUGCACUUGAUUUUGACGAGGAUAUGGUGUCGUCUGCUACUUCUAAAGAAAUGGAGAGGACAUAUGAACUACCAGACGGUCAGGUUAUCAGCAUUGGUAAUGAGAGGUUCCGAUGUCCAGAAGCAAUGUUCCAACCUUCAUUUAUCGGUAUGGAAAUGGCGGGAAUGCACGAAUCCACCUACAAUUCUAUACUUAAAUGUGAUGUUGACAUCCGGAAAGAUCUGUACUCCAAUAUCGUAUUAUCUGGUGGCUCCACAAUGUUCCCCGGUGUAGCAGACCGCAUGAGUAAGGAAGUUGCAUCCUUGGCACCGGAACUCAUCAAGGUGAAGGUGGUGGCGCCACCUGAGCGGAAGUACUCGGUAUGGAUAGGAGGAUCGAUCCUUGCAUCGCUGUCGACAUUUGAACAGAUGUGGAUAAGCAAACAGGAGUACAACGAGGCAGGAGCCGGCAUCAUCCAUAGAAAAUGCUUCUAG